Tyto alba (common barn owl) is the source of this 2912-nucleotide messenger RNA. It is a transcript of the gene CDC45, whose product is annotated as cell division cycle 45. Gene Ontology annotation, cellular component: DNA replication preinitiation complex. The record is from RefSeq and is a predicted model, not a curated record. Lineage: Eukaryota; Metazoa; Chordata; Aves; Strigiformes; Tytonidae. The coding region runs from base 57 to 1757 and encodes 566 amino acids. Gene Ontology annotation, molecular function: chromatin binding; single-stranded DNA binding; DNA replication origin binding. The transcript is spliced from 19 exons. Gene Ontology annotation, biological process: DNA replication initiation; mitotic DNA replication preinitiation complex assembly; double-strand break repair via break-induced replication.
GCCCGUGGCCGCUGCUGCUUCGCCGCCGCUUCUCCCGUUCCUCUUGUGCUGCCGCCAUGUUCGUCUCCGACUGCCGCCGGGAGUUUUACGACGUGAUUGUCAGCCAGCGUGUUCUUCUUCUUGUUGCUUCAGAUGUUGAUGCAUUAUGUGCUUGUAAAAUACUCCAAGCUUUGUUUCAGUGUGAUCAUGUGCAGUAUACACUUGUCCCGGUAUCAGGAUGGCAAGAACUUGAAACUGCCUUUCUAGAGCAUAAAGAUCAGUUCAAAUAUUUUGUUCUUAUUAACUGUGGUGCCAAUGUUGAUCUUCUGGAGAUCUUGCAGCCUGAAGAAGACACUUUUUUUUUUGUAUGUGACAGUCACAGGCCUAUCAAUGUAGUGAAUGUUUACAAUGACACACAGAUUAAGCUGCUAGUUAAACAAGAUGAUGAUCUUGAUGUUCCUGCUUAUGAUGAUAUCUUCAGAGAUGAAGAGGAUGAAGAGGAGGACUUAGAGAAUGAAAGUGAUGGGUCAGAACCUUCAGAGAAACGUAGACGUUUUGAAGAGGAUGUAAUAGAGAGAACAAUGAAAAGGCGACAGAGGCGAGAAUGGGAGGCACGCAGACAAGAAAUUCUUUUUGAUUAUGAGCAAUAUGAAUACCAUGGGACCUCAUCUGCAAUGGUGAUGUUUGAUCUGGCAUGGAUAAUGUCUAAAGACUUGAAUGACAUGUUAUGGUGGGCUAUUGUUGGUCUGACAGAUCAGUGGGUCCAAGAUAAAAUUACUCAAAUGAAGUAUGUGACAGAUAUUGGAAUCCUACAGCGUCAUGUAUCUCGCCAUAACCACCGCAACGAGGAUGAAGAAAAUUCUCUGUCAAUUGAUUGCAUGCGAAUAGCAUUUGAAUAUGAUCUGCGCCUGGCUCUUUAUCAGCACUGGUCUCUAUAUGAAAGCCUCUGUAACACUUCAUAUACCUCUGCUAGCCUUAAGCUUUGGUCCGUACAAGGGCAGAAGAGGCUUCAGGAGUUUUUGGCUGACAUGGGUUUGCCUUUGAAGCAAGUGAAACAGAAGUUUAAUUCCAUGGACAUGUCUUUAAAAGAAAAUCUUCGGGAAAUGAUUGAAGAAUCUGCAAACAAGUUUGGAAUGAAAGAUUUGAGAGUUCAGACUUUCAGCAUUCACUUUGGCUUUAAGAACAAGUUCUCAGCAAGUGACAUAGUAUAUGCAACAGCUUCUCUCAUGGAAAAUAUAGAGAAAGAGGGGCCUGAAACAACUAAUUUCAUUAAAGCUUUGGACAGUCUCUCCAGGGGUAACCUGGACAAACUGCACCAAGGACUGGACCUAGCCAAAAAGCAGUUACGUGCCAUUCAGCAGACAGUAGCCAGCUGUAUUUGCACCAAUCUUGUAAUUUCUCAGGGGCCUUUUCUUUAUUGUUCACUCAUGGAGGGCACGCCAGACGUGAAACUAUUUUCCAAACCAGUGUCUCUGUGCCUGCUUAGUAAAUACCUGCUCAAGUCGUUUGUUUGCUCUACAAAAAACAAGCGUUGUAAGUUGCUACCACUGGUAAUGGCUGCACCAAUGGACGCUGAACAGGGAACUGUGAUCAUGGUGGGGAUUCCUCCGGAGACAGAAAGCUCUGACAAAAAGAACUUUUUUGGAAGAGCAUUUGAGAAAGCUGCAGAUAGUACCAAUUCUAGGACUUUACACAACCAUUUUGACAUGUCGAUAAUUGAACUGAAAACAGAAGACCGAAGCAAAUUUCUGGAUGCACUCAUUUCUCUCUUGUCCUAAAGAAAUUUGAAACAGUGGAUCAACAGCUGCAAUCUGUUUGUUUCUUUACACUCUGAAUACUGGUUGUUUCAGUUUGUCUUCUGCCGGUGUUCUUGGCUCCUUAUGCUGGAAGCUGAGGAUCCGAUGCUCUGAAAUUAUUUUGGAUGUUCCAAAGUUCAUGGUGCUGCAAUUGUGAAGUAUCAUCUUGCUUUAUUUCAAAUGUACUGGUACAGAACUAGACUGUUGUUUUUAUUCCUCCUCAGAGGUAAAAGGAUUUUAACCUUAGCAGACAGAUAUUGAACACUGCUUCUUUGUAAACAACCCAUCCUUCUAAUGGCAAAAGGUGUCAACUAGAAGUAUUUAAAAUUUAACUUCUAUCUGUCAAAUCUGCUUUUAUGAGUAGACAUGCUCCUGUGAUGUUUAGUUGUUGGCUAAUAACAAAAAAAAUAGGUUUUGAAGAAGUUUCAUAUUUAUAUUAUUAUAUUACCAUUCAAAUGUUCUUUUUAACUUGUUCUAAAUGUUUAGUGUUGUUGGGUUUUUUUUGUAAGAGACUUUUUGAAACUCUCCUUUAAUUUCUAGAAUAUUGAAACUGUUGUUUAGUACUAUCAGGCUGAGGUCUUGUGCUUUAAUUGAAGUAACUUUCGAGAGACGAGUUUUAAGAUUUUAAGGCUUUUAAAAUCCAAGUACUGAAUAACUGCCAAAUACUGAAUGAAAAUUCUGGGGAAUUCCAGUGUCAAGAAAGCAUUUUUAGUCAUGUGUUAUGAUAUUGUAUUGUCACUUGUAGCUCGGCUUAAGGAACAAUUUUCCUGGAAAGAGUCUAAAAUACUAUGAUAAUUGUGUGUAGAUUGUAGCAUUAUAAAUAUUGACAGACUAGCUUAAUUCUGUCCCAUAACAGAGAUUUAAUUUCAUUUUGGUCAUAUGAAAUGGUAUGGUUCGUUAGACUUAACCUGCUGUGCAUUGGGUGGGUAUGUAUAUGUGUAUGUUUGGAAUUCUUCUUGCAAUGUUUGCUUGAAUUCUGUGUGACUUCAAUGUUUUCAUGUAUUAUAAUGAAUAUGUAAAGGUUAUGUAUCACUGCACCAUACACUGUACAGAUUUUUAAUACAGGUUAAUUUAAUAUUAAAUGUGAUUUAAAUGUAGCCAACAGAAAGCUAAUUAAACUAUAUAUUUUUAUUCAAA